AUGGCGCAGCAGGCUGCGAUGCAGCAGCAGCAGCAAGCACUGCAGCAGCAGCAGCAGCUGGCAUGGAUGCAGCAGCAAGGCAUGCAGCCAUCAGCAAUGCAGCAGCAGAUGGCAUGGAUGCAACAGCAGGCCAUGACGCAGCAGCAAAAUGCGAUGCAGCAGCAGGCAGCAAUGCAGCAGCAGUACACAGCCCAACACCACCUGGGCGGGAUGCCCCAAACAGGGCAAGUCGGCGCUCCUCAGGUGGGCAUGCACCAGCAAGGCGUGCCAGGGCAGCACCAGUUUCAGCAGAUGCAGCAUUGGCCUCAACAGCAGCCGCAGCAUCACCAGCAGCAGCAGCAGCAUCAACAGCAGCAUCCACAGCAGUGGGCCCCUCAUCAGCAGCAACACAUGGGCGACUUGCCACCGCUGCCUGGCAUGGCGCAGCAGCAGGAGUGGGCGCCGCCGCUGCCGCCUAUGCACCACGAGCAGCAGCAGCAGCAGCAGCAGCAGCAGUUGCAGUGGCAGCCAGUCAACCAGGGCAUGGAGCACCCACCUCUGCCGCCGCCACAGCAGCAUGGGUACCAGCAGGAGUGGGCUCCCCCAGGCUCGGGGCAGCACCAGCCCCCGCCACCACCACGGUUUGGGGAUCAGCUGCCACCAGAGCAGCAGCCGCAGGAGGAGUGGGUGCCGCCGCUGCCUGAGCAGCCCGGGCCGCCCCUGCCGCCACAGCCCCCACUGCCGCCACUGCCGCCACCCCAGCAGCCGCACCAGGAACCUCAGCAGCAGCACUGGGCCCCCGCGGGCCCGCCUCAGCAGGUGGCGCCGCCGCUCCCCGCCCAGCCGCAGCCAACCGGACCCUUGCCACGCCCCGCGGCGCCUCCCCUGGCGCCGCGGCCGCCCCGGCCCGUCGACCUGCGGCGCCUCCUCUACCCGCCCCCCGGCGCCGGCCCCACGCCCCGGCGGCCGCCGCGGCUGCUGCUGAUACUGCGCGGCAUCCCUGGCAGCGGCAAGAGCUCUGUGGCGCGCAAGGUCAAGGAGCUGGAGGCGCAGAGGGGCGGGCCCGCGCCGCGUAUCCACUGCAUUGACGACUACUACCUCACG
This is a messenger RNA of Monoraphidium neglectum, 1083 nucleotides long. RefSeq lists its product as hypothetical. The record is from RefSeq and is a predicted model, not a curated record. Gene Ontology annotation, cellular component: nucleus. Gene Ontology annotation, biological process: regulation of telomere maintenance. The annotation marks the transcript as partial. The transcript has a single exon. NCBI's taxonomy places the organism in Eukaryota, Viridiplantae, Chlorophyta, Chlorophyceae, Sphaeropleales, Selenastraceae.